AUGUAUACUACUAUAGAACAUCAACAACAACAACAACAACAAUACGAACCAAUGCCAGAAUCACAACAUUCAAGUUAUUUCAAGACAGCAUUCAAUACUACUAGACCACUUGAUGAUUAUGAAGAUCAAAAUACUACCAAUAAUAAUAAACUCACGAAUUCAAUUCAAAAAUUAUCAAUAAAUACAAAUACAGGACAUCCACCUCCACCUCCACCUCCACCUCCACCAGAUUCUAAGAAAUUCAAUUUUGUUUGUGUAUUUUUUAAUCGUAUACUUAAUUUAAAAGAUCCAACAAUAAUUUUGGAAAAGAAUAAAGAUAUUGGUAAAUUCAAUGAGUUAGUUAAAAUAGAUCGACAACAAUCAAAGCAACAACCAAUAGAGAUAAUGAAGAAUCUUGUUUUCCCCGCAGAUAUUUGGAUUAGAGAUGAAAUUAAAGUGAAAGAUGCUAAGAUUAAGACUACAAUGUUGAAUGAAGUCAAUGAAUUAAUAGAAACUGAAUUAAAAGAUGUUAAUGAUCAAACUACUUUUGAAGAAAUAACGUUAAAUUAUUAUGCUAAAUUAUUAGUGGCGUAUAAAGUAUAUGAUAUACCCACAAGAACUAUUUAUAAUUCUUAUCCUAAUUAUAUUCAAAAUUCAAUAUUAUUAUCAUUAGAAGAAGAAGAGGAACAACAACAACAACAAAACCAAAACCAAAACCAAAAUCAAAACCAAAACCACAAUGAAGAUAAUAAUAAACAUCUGGAAUUUGAUUUUGGGUUUUUGGAAAAACCAGUUUAUCGUACUUCAUCAAAUCAAUCAAAUAGUUCUCAAAAAUCUAAAGACAAACGAUCAAGUAAUGGAAGUACUUUAUCAAGGAAACGAUUUCUGUCAUUUUUAGGUAGUAAUGGACAUGGCCAUGGGCAUGGCAAUUCUUCAUCUAAAGAUUCUUCACCAGAUCAUAAUCAUACUCAACCCCAUUCUCAACAAUAUCACCACUCACAAAUGGCAUCACCUACAACACCAACUUCUCAAAUUAAUUUACCUCCGCCUAAUCUGCAUCUGCACCUGCACCUGCACCUGCACCUGCUUCAACAAUCACAACACCAUCAACAUUCAUCAUUAUCAUCAUCUCCAACUUUCCAACAAGAAGGUACAUUUAAUAAUCUAUUAACCAAAACUAAAUUAUAUGGACGAAUUAAAAAACAUCGAGAAUCUCAAGCAUCAAUAAAUUCAACUGGAUCUCAACAUAGUAUCAAUAGUAAUCGAAAUAGUGUGAGCACUAAUGCUACAGCAACUUCACUGGGAUCACGAAGAAGAAGUAAUUAUACCAUAAAUAGUUUUGGUGGAGGCAACUCAGCCGCUCCAAAUACUCCAACAUUAUCAUUAUUAUCAUCAUCAAUUUCAACUAUUCAAGAUGAACAUUUCCAUCAAGAAAACCACACUAGUUAUUCAAUUCAAGAAUUAAAGUUAGAAAAUCUGAAAGAAAAAUAUGAAUAUUAUAUUCAAAUUUUAAGAUUAUUUAAAAAUAGUGAAAAAAUUUUGAAAAUUUUAAUUAAUAGUCAUAAUAUUAACAAUAAGUUAUUAAAAUUUAUUGAAUUUAUUAAAAAAAAAUUAUUGAAAUUUAUAAUGAUUGAUAUAAUGUCAAUGAUUUUAACUUAUUGUGAUUUACAAUGUAUUAAUUUUUAUAAUAUAAAGUAA
This is a messenger RNA of Candida albicans SC5314, 1677 nucleotides long. RefSeq lists its product as uncharacterized. The transcript has a single exon. The record is from RefSeq and is a predicted model, not a curated record. Lineage: Eukaryota; Fungi; Ascomycota; Pichiomycetes; Serinales; Debaryomycetaceae. The coding region runs from base 1 to 1677 and encodes 558 amino acids.